AUGGGUUUCCUCACUUACGUAGUCCUGAUCACGUUGCAUAUGUCGUUGACGGAUGAGUUUCAUCCCGACGUCUUCGCCACGAUAUUCAAGUGGAGUAUUUUACUAGCGGUAGUGGAAAAUGGAGUGGGGAAGAUCGUCUUCAUGUCGAUCAAUUCAAGUGUGGCUAUCAUGGACCUGAUCGCUUUCAACGGCUACAAAUACGUCACGCUCAGCAUUCUCUCGCUGCUUUGUAUUAAAUCUAUAAAUCAUUUACAAUUUUACGGUUUCAAUGGCCAUAGCUGAAGAUUUUUUCAUUGAUGCUCUUUCUUCACUGUGAAGUAGAACAAAACAACAUGUUGUAGCGACACAACAACAAGUAUCUUUUAAUUCUCAUCAAAGACAACUCUGGAGCAGUUUUCACCUAAAAACUUGUUUUUCCAAUCAACUUGAUCAGUGAUGUUCCUCCCCUGGGUCGUUUUCUGGGUCUUUUUCGCCUACCUUGCUGCCGCAGCAGUGUUUGCGGAGUGGCGUUUUCUCAGCAGCUAUCAGCCGUACAGCAGUGACCACGCGCGAGAGAUGGUUAAGGCUUGAAAAAAUCCAUCUUAUUUGUUUCUCGAGGACAUCUCGGUAAUGAUGGUGCUCCUGUGGCGUUUGUGAAUGUUGUAACAGGACAAAAAUGUCACGACCAAGAUGCCAAUAAACGAGAUGGAUUUAUUAGGCAAGGUCUUCUAAGAGGGGUAUCGCGGCUAAUACAGGGGUCCUGCACAAGCAGGUCAUUCUGGUACUGUCCUGCCUGCAAGUACUUUGCAUUUGGUUUAUGCUGCCCAGCUUUUCCGGUGGUGCGAAGCCGGGAGACAUCAAUGUGGGGAAUAGAAGGUAAGUACAUCAUAGCCGCGAUACUGGUGAAAAACACUUCGGAGAAGAACCGAAUCAAGAUGAUCCUCCUGAAAGUUACAUCUUCUAUGAGUUCCCAAGCUGUCGAAAACGACUUCUACACGAAUAGAAACUAUUUAACAUCAUUCAACAAGCUCAACAAUGUGCUUGAUAUUGUGCUACCAGCACGCGCACGAGCGUGCUCCCAUACACGUCAAGGAGCAUCUUCCCAAGACCCAUCCCAGCGACAUUCCCUUUCCACUGUAUAACGACUCCGAUAGUUUCUAUAGUUCGAAGAAAAGUUCGAAGCUAGUAAUCAUCAAUCGGAGUCAUCAGCCUUGACGACGUUUUCUCUAG
This is a messenger RNA of Amoebophrya sp. A25, 1209 nucleotides long. The record is from the annotation of a GenBank genome assembly. Lineage: Eukaryota; Dinophyceae; Syndiniales; Amoebophryaceae.